AGAGGAGAAAGAAUUCUGUUGGAUUCUGCAUGUGUUUAGGGCACAAGACAGGCUCCAAGAUUCUGAAACCUCUCAGAUAGCAGUCAAGCCGAAGACUCUUUGGAGAAGGACCACUCCCUGAAGCAGGGGGAACGUUGUCCCGGCUAUGGAUCAGCAUAUCUUAAAAACCGUUGCCAGCCACACUGUUUUUCAAAAGCUGAAGCAACUUCUUGCUGCAUUGUGCAGAAGCUCAAGUGCCACGAUGACCUUGUUCUGGCUGCUUCCACUGCUCCUCUCCCUGACUCUGUCCAGCCUCACAGUCAACCUGGGGCAGCCUAUGCUGGAGGAAAAGGAAAAUGAUGACAGGGGCCUCCUGGAAAAGUUCCUGCAGAGGGCAGAGAACAUCAUCCUUAGGUCUAAACUCAGAGAAAUAGAAGAGGAGGGAAAGACAAACUCAGAACCACAGUUUCUACAGCAGGACUGGCUAGACAAAAGGCAACACCCUGGGAAGAGAUACAUGGAUGACCUGGUGAAGAGGCAGCACCCUGGAAAGAGGGAGGAGGAGGAAGAGGAGGAAGGAGAGGAGGGGGAAGCAGGAAAUGGGGAGCUUUUCAUGGAGGCCCAGAAAAGGCAGCACCCCGGAAAACGGAGCGACAGUGAGGAAGAGCUGCUUCUAGAGGCCCAGAAGCGCCAGCACCCAGGAAGACGAGACGAAGACGAUUCCGAAGCCUUCGGGGAAUGGCAGAAGAGACAGCACCCUGGCCGGAGGUCUCCCUGGGACAGGUACACGGAGGGUCCCAGCCCCCAGUUUAUGUCCCUAGGCGAAUUCUCCAAAAGCCAGCUCCCGGGGAUGGGGCACCAGGCGUACAGCAAGCGUCAGCACCCAGGGAGGAGGAGCUGGGAAGGAGAGCUAGCAUUCAACAGCCAGGCAGAUGUGGAAAAGCGACAGCACCCAGGCAAAAGGUACCUGGAUUCUGGGAGCCCAGACCCAUCAGGUCCCUGUGAACCUCAAGAUGGCCCCAGCUGCAGCAGAGCCAGCCUGCUUUUAGAGUUCUUAGAUGACGUCGGCAAAGGUGAGAGAGAUGAGGAGAAGCGCCAGCAUCCCGGGAGGAGCCUCCCGGGGGAGGAAGAAAUGGCGGUUGAGGAGUAAGAGUGGUUCCCGCGAUUGUGCAUUGUUUUCUUUUAGUUUUAGAGUGUGCUGUGAGACCAACUAAAGCUCUAUGUUGCCUUCUCUCCUUCACUCCCUUGCUAGAGAUCCAUAGUAUUGUCAACCCAGUUUGGGAAGCUCCAACACAGUUUUAGUGGGAUUAGGGCCUCCUGCUUAGAUAGCGAGUCCCACAUGGGACGGGGAUAGUAUCCAACCUGAUUAACAUGUCUCUACCCCAGCUCUUAGUU
Messenger RNA from Ornithorhynchus anatinus (platypus), 1374 nucleotides. It is a transcript of the gene TRH, whose product is annotated as thyrotropin releasing hormone. NCBI's taxonomy places the organism in Eukaryota, Metazoa, Chordata, Mammalia, Monotremata, Ornithorhynchidae. Gene Ontology annotation, biological process: hormone-mediated signaling pathway. The transcript has 4 exons. The coding region runs from base 146 to 1129 and encodes 327 amino acids. Gene Ontology annotation, molecular function: thyrotropin-releasing hormone activity. Gene Ontology annotation, cellular component: extracellular region. The record is from RefSeq and is a predicted model, not a curated record.